Messenger RNA from Xyrauchen texanus (razorback sucker), 4714 nucleotides. Its product is annotated as CTTNBP2 N-terminal-like protein. NCBI's taxonomy places the organism in Eukaryota, Metazoa, Chordata, Actinopteri, Cypriniformes, Catostomidae. The record is from RefSeq and is a predicted model, not a curated record. The transcript is spliced from 5 exons. Bases 118 to 1854 code for a protein of 578 amino acids.
GUCCAUAUUCUCGACCGGGACAGGACUCAGGAACACAGUCAGCAGUGAAAGUGAGAAUUAACUCUGCAAACUGGGAUAUUUCUCAUCGUGGGAUCUGAUGAGUAAACAUAAACGCAUAUGAAGAGUAGCAGGAUGGAUGUGGAGACUCUCAGUAAAGCUGAACUUCUUAUGCUGCUCAGCAUUCUGGAAGGAGAACUGGAAGCACAGGAUGUAGUCAUACACACACUCAGGGCACAACAGAGAGAUGCAUUUGUACAGGAGCGAUACGGACAGUACGACCUCCGUGACCCGUUCGUAGCGCUGCUGAGGGACAGCGAGCUAUCACAGGCUCAGGAUGAUGAAGGGCAGGGUCCCGUGUGUCUGAACCCAUUGGGCGUGUUGAGGCUGGUUAUGGCCCACUGCACCAACAUGAAGGAGAAAAUGAUGAAACAGCUUGCUGCUGCAGAAAGGCGACACAGACGGGUCAUAGCUGAUUUAGAGGAAGAGAAAAGACGCCGUGUUCAAGAUGCUGCCGUAGGUGAUGACAUCACAUCCAUGCUGGAGAAGGAACGAGAUGGACUACUGCAACAGCUAGAUGUAGAAAGGGCUCAUGUCGAACGCUUGGAGCGUGAGCGGUCAGUCCUGUCGAAUCAGGCUGAGGAAGAUUUAGCACAGCAACAGCAGUUAUCUACUACACUGACAAAAGAAUGUCAGAAGGCUAAAGCAUGGGCAGAGGAGGAGAGCCAACGUGUUGCAGAGCUCAGCCGUGAGCUAGAAAAGGAGCGCAAUACCUACGACUCCCUGAAGGGGGAGCUGGAAAGUGAACGCACUCGUGCUCAGCAGAUAGCGGCGAGAGCUGAAAGAGAGCUGGCUGAAUUUGAUACAGAGCGUGAGCAGAUGAGAGGGAAACUACACAAGGAAGAAAAACUAUAUCAAGAGCUACAGGAGCAGAUGAAUAGUCUCAGGAAAGAGUUGGAUGAAAUAAAAGAAAGGGAAAAAGCAGGGAGGGAAAAAGUUGAUGAAGAAAAGGUAAAAAUGCCACUAAAAACCCCUCUUAGUCAUACAGAAAUGGAUGGCAAAACCGUUGGGUCAAAAUCAUCGCCACAACCCAAACUAAAUGGUCACCACACCUCCAGGGAAGUGGAGUCCCCAGUAGAGGAUCGGUGUAAGGAAGGGGGAUUGGUGGACAAUGGGGUGGGGCUCCCUGGAGGAGGCGGAGCCAUGCUGUGUCUUUCUCCCAGCAGUCCCGCCUCAUCCUCCCUUAGCUCAUCUCCAUGCUCUUCCCCUGUCCUGACCAAGCGUCUGUCUUCUCUGGGUUGCUCUAGCCCAACCUACCCUUCCCCCUACCAGGCUGGUAUCAACCAAAGAUUCCAAGCUGCACGCCACAAGUUUCAGCAACAAGCAGAGGCAGAUCAGCACCAACACGUAGGAAGUGUUGUUCACUCACCACGGGACCUCUCCCCUACUGCAGCCCCACCUACUCCUCCAGACAAUUCUACUGCAAAGCAGAUCGCCCGCAACACUGUCACUCAGGUGCUGUCCCGAUUCACGAGCCAGCAAGCGACGGGUAAACUCCCUCCGGCCAAUAGCUCACCCUUUGGCACUGAUUACCGCAGCCUGACUGCCACCUCAUCACCGACAGGGAAAACUCCUGGGGUUCUCUCACCUGGGAUCCGCUCGCCAAUCAUUCCUAGGUCAGAGAAGACUUAUCCACCCCCUGUUCCUCCCAAAAAGCAAGGGGUCAAUCAGUCUCCUGGAUCUCCUGUGCCCUCCAGCAGGGCCAGCCAUUUCCCUGAGCUUACUGGGAGCUGCGGUCUUACCAGCGAUCAGGAGGAGACUAAGGAGCUUGACGUGGUCAUGUCUUCAUCUAGUUAACCAAUCUGGAGCCCACAGCCAGAAUGCAUUCCAUUCCCUCCAAUGGCAUAUUUAGCACUCUCUGAAAACCUCAAAGAACCUUCAUUCAUGCUUUUCCUUACCCUAAAUGUCUAGUUCAGGGGUUUUUAAUCAUGUUCCUGGGUUACACUGGCACUGAACAAUUUGUAUGUCUCCCUUACUGAACAGACCCGAUUUAACUUAUCAGCUCAAAAGUUGAGGCAAUAAGAUUUAAACUGGGUGUGUCAGUGAAGGAAGACAUUCAAUAUGUGCAGUGCUGGGGAACUCCUUGACCAGGAUUGAAGGCUGGACUUGUCAAGUGUACAAAUUGGUUUUCCUCACUUUAUCCUUUCUGGACUUGCCUUUUAAGACCAAAGUAUACUUUGGUUUUCCAUGUGCUGUAAAUUUCAUCAACAGUACAGUAGGUCAGUGUUGCCAUGUCCGAUAUCAUAAGCGACAUUUGGCUUGUUUUUUCAUGAAUACACUUAAAAAUAUGGGCAGAAUGUGUUUUUGGGGGGCUUAUUUCCAGAAUACACACAUUUUUGGGCUUGCUUGUAGACAGGGUUGCUUAUUUCUCUUGCGAGAUCUGGCAAAACACAGCAUGUAGCCAUGUUUUUCUAUACAUGUGCAGUUUGCAUCUGCACACGACAUCUGCACAUGCGCUUUUCGUUGACUAGCAGACAAAGCAGUCUGAGUGUGCAUGUGUCGAAUGAGUCUGGAUGGGUUCGUGGUCAAAAGAGUAUACUUUGAAAGGCUGAGUGCUCAACCAUCCAUGAGACAGAACAGCACACGGAAAAAUUAAGUAUACCCUAGCCUUAGAUGCUGUCCAAGAUAAUGCACUAUUUUUGAGGCCCCACUGAAAACAUUUGGGAUCCCAGGAAAAGCCUCAAUCUGAACCAGCCCAACCAUGAAAAAAUGGGAGAGGCAACUAUGGCUCAGACCUGAUCAACUUUGUCAAAUGCUACUCAUAUAAUAUUGAAUUUAUUUAUAUAUUCUUUUAAUCAUUUUAAAUAUUUUAUUAUACUGUUUUUAUUUUUUACAGAAAAGAUUAUUUAUCCUAAAAUGUUAUUCCUUGCUAGGCCAUUCCUAAUGUGAGAUGACCUGCACAAAGGAAAGUAUAUAAGCAAAAAUUAUGUUAUGAAGUUGAAAGCAAAUACUGAUCAACCAAGUCAUCCUCCAAUUAAUCAGUCCAUCUUAGGCUACUAAUGAGAACCAAACUGUCUUUAUCUGUUUGGUGAAUGUCUGACGUUUAUAUUCUGUUUAUGGUAAAUAUAUAAUAUAUACAUUAUACAGCUGUGGUUUUCUGUCUAGCAGUCUUAGUCUUGAUGUUAAGUUGCUGUUCAUUUUGCUGUCCAUAUAUUGAAAUUAACUUUAGAAGAGACUUUUUAAGGGACUGGCAAGAAACUGAUAUGGAAAACCUGUCUCCUAUUGCAUUAUACAAUGAUUACAUCACCCUCUAGUGUCUUUGAUAAGAAGUGCUGCUCAGGAAGCUGCCACCUAGUGUUCAGGCAGCAUUAAACGUCUGCCAAACCAUAAUACCUUCUCUGUAAAUGAAGAUUAAAGAAAAUGCAUUUGUUUUUUAUGCUAACUACACAGACUUUCAACCAUGGAUUCAAUUGUUGUAAUCAUUUAGAAUCAGAUCGGUCUGAGGGCCAAAACACUGCGAUUCUGGAUUUAUUUAUACAUGCCAUUAUGUAUUUCUGCAUGUAAGACUGUUCUUGAUAUAUUUUGUUUAUACCGGACAGCCUUAUAUUUUAAAUUCAACUGUAACUAGAUAUUAGGUAGAACUUAGGUAGAGCUCCAGUUUACAUGAUUUACAACCAUGGUUUGAAAGUUAUGCCAUCAUUUAAUGUUACCCUGAAAAUGUAAUCUCUUACCAUUGUCCUUUUUUCAAGUCUUUUUACUUGAUACUAGUUGUAUGACAAUAUUAUUUAAAUGUUAAAGUCCUGCUGUCAUUAAGGUAUUGCUCACAUGAAUACAUUAGUCUUUACCUGCUUAUAAGAGAUCAAAGUAUGUUGGGUUUUAAUGAGAAAAUGCGUCCAUAAAACUCAUUUCAUUUUAUCUGAAUUGAAAUACCUCACUGUUUCUCCUACUGCACUGCAACCUUUUUAAGCAGCAGUUAAGAUUUCUACUGUAUCCUUUUUUUUAUGUAAAACAAAAAAAUUUAACCAAUACUUGGAUAAAUACAUGUGACAUGCAGGACCACUGUCAUUUUUAAACAGUCUGCUUAUCUAGUUGUAUGACAAACAAAUGGUUAAAUUAGUUGUAUUUUUCUGAUGCCUUUACUGCAAUAAAUUAGUGAAGUUGUAUUUAUGACAGCAAAUGUUUUUUGUUUUAAGGUUUUCAUUGUUUUCUCUUAAAGUGCUUUUGAUUGUUAUUGCACUAUUGUUUUUGUAUUCCUCACCCUAAGAAUACCACUACAAACAUUAGAGGAAGAGACAUACUGCACUACCGCGCUCAACACUUGUUUGACACCAGGAAAUUGAUGUUAUAAGUCACUGAUCUUAUAAAGCAUAAACAAAUCUGAAGUGUAAAUCUGCACAAUUCACAAAGCAAAAAAACUAAAACACACAAUUAAGGCUCAAAAAGAAGUUGUUUUGGCACCAGUUAUUCAUUCACUGUGAAUGUUUUAAAAUCUGAAAAAAAUAAAGUCAAGUUACGAGAGACAGAGAUUAUGCCAGUAUUACAUGAUGGAUUUAGUAGGGGUGUAUUUUACAGAGGAUUUUUGAUGGAACAGUAAGACAAACAAGUCUAAUGUGACUGGUGUGAAAACAGUGUGAACUGCAGAAACAUACAUCAGAAACACUGACUGACCCCUCAGCCUCUGAACGAAAAAGGGGGUGAAGGUAAACUUAAAAUCACC